This is a messenger RNA of Pollicipes pollicipes, 696 nucleotides long. Its product is annotated as alpha-1,3/1,6-mannosyltransferase ALG2-like. The transcript is spliced from 3 exons. The coding region runs from base 76 to 696 and encodes 206 amino acids. NCBI's taxonomy places the organism in Eukaryota, Metazoa, Arthropoda, Thecostraca, Pollicipedomorpha, Pollicipedidae. The record is from RefSeq and is a predicted model, not a curated record. Gene Ontology annotation, biological process: dolichol-linked oligosaccharide biosynthetic process. Gene Ontology annotation, cellular component: endomembrane system. Gene Ontology annotation, molecular function: GDP-Man:Man(1)GlcNAc(2)-PP-Dol alpha-1,3-mannosyltransferase activity.
CGUCAAGUGCGUGGCCCAGCGAGCAGGCAAGAAGCUGCCCGGCCAUCAAUCGAGCAAGCAGGGCAGGCAGCUGCGAUGCGGGUGGUGUUCCUGCACCCGGAUCUGGGCAUCGGCGGCGCCGAGCGUCUGGUAGUGGACGCCGGCCUGGCGCUGCAGCGCCGCGGCCACCACGUCUCCUACGUCACGGCGCACCACGACCGGCGCCACUGCUUCCCCGAGACACUGGACAGGCUGCCGGUGCGCGUGUGCGGCGGCUGGCUGCCUGGCAGCGUGUGCGGCCGUCUGCGCGCCUUCUGCGUCUACCUGCGCAUGGUGUACGCGGCGCUGUGCCUGCUGCUGGCGCCCGGGCCGCCGCCCGACCUUGUCUUCUGCGACCAGGUGUCGGCGUGUGUGCCGCUGCUGCGCUGGGCUGGCCUGCGCGUGCUCUUCUACUGCCACUUCCCGGACCAGCUGCUGACGCAGCGGCGUUCGCCGCUUAAGCGGCUGUACCGCGCGCCGCUCGACUGGCUGGAAGAGCGCUCGACAGGCGCCGCUCACCGCGUCCUGGUCAACAGCCGCUUCACCGGCCAGGUGUUCGCCGAGACGUUCCCGCGCCUGCGCCACCGCCGGCCGGACGUGCUGUACCCGUCGCUGGACCUGGCCGCGUUCGACGCGCCGUCGGACCUCUCGCUGGCUGAGGUGCUCGGUGUGAACUAA